This is a messenger RNA of Diorhabda carinulata, 1405 nucleotides long. Its product is annotated as metaxin-3. Gene Ontology annotation, cellular component: SAM complex. The record is from RefSeq and is a predicted model, not a curated record. NCBI's taxonomy places the organism in Eukaryota, Metazoa, Arthropoda, Insecta, Coleoptera, Chrysomelidae. The transcript has a single exon. Gene Ontology annotation, biological process: mitochondrion organization. The coding region runs from base 97 to 987 and encodes 296 amino acids.
UGAGUAUUGUAACCACACUGUCAACUAUAAAUGAUCUCAGAUUUUUGUAUUUUGUGCCGAUAAUAAUUAAAAGUGUACAAUUCUCAAAUACUUUCAAUGGAACAAACAAAACCAUUUCAGUUAGUGGUGUUUGAAGGUGACUUUUCAUUACCAUCAGUGGACCCGGAAUGUAUAAAAUCGAUAUUGUACACUACAGCAGCAGGAGUUCCAGUAGAGGUUAAAUUAUUCAAUAAUAUAAAACAUUGUACACUAUUUUCGGCACCUUCAUUAGUACAUAAAAACGUACAAUUUAAAAGUUUCAGUGAUGUUGUGCUAUACUUGAAAACGUUAAAUUACUACCUAGAUGGAAAUUUGACUCCCAAAGAAGCCAGUGAAUCUCUUGCAUUAACAACUUUAGUUCAAUCCAAAUUGAGACCUCUUGUUGAAUACAAUUAUUGGGUUGAUGUUAGAAACGUGCAUGAACUUACCAAUAUUUGGUUUAUGAGAAGUCUUCCUAUACCAUUUAACUACAUUUAUACUAGAAAAUUCAAAGAUAGGGCAGCCAAUUUGAUAGAAACAUUACAUCCUGCUGAAACAAAUAGUGAUGUUAUUAAAGAAUUUUUGCAAAGGGCAGCUACAGAUUGUUUGUCAAACUUGUCAGCAAGACUGGGAAAUAGUGACUACUUUUAUGGUGAUUCACCUACCACCCUUGAUGUUACAGUUUAUUCAUAUAUAGCUCCUUUAUUAAAAAUCCCCUUUCCAUCAAAUGAAAUGAAGAAUGUUAUAACAAUGUGGCCAAAUUUAAUGAAUUUAGUUAAACGAAUAGACUCUAAACAUUUCUCAAAUUUGCCUAAAGGCUCAAAAUAUAUAAAAUUGGAGGAAAAAGUGAAAACCGCAGAUGAUGAAGUUUCAUAUAUCGCAAUUUUAAUUUUGACUUUGAGUGCAACAUCUUUAGUGUUGGGUUUUGCCUAUACUAGAGGAUUUUUAUCCCACAGAUUGUUGGAUUAAAAAUAAAUGUCUUGGUUGUUAUGUAUUUUUUGUGAAAUGUGAAUAUUUGAAGCAAUACUAGUAAUUUAACAGUAUUUCCGUGGAACUUUAUUAUUAGGUAUGCAUUUAUCAAUUACUCAAAUAAAACUAUUUGUUAAUGUAUUUGAGGUACAAAAUUGAAAGUUUUCCUUUUGAUUCAUUGUCAGCAGUAAAUAAUCAUUAUAACUUCAGAUUCACUAAUUGAUAAAUUGGUUUAUCCAUUCAAAAACUUUGUGUUUCACUGCUAGUACAAAAGAAAAGGGAGAAAUAACUAUUGCCAUAUGAAAUGUAGUUACCUAUUGUUUAUGUAGACUGAAAAAUCUGUGAAUUAUGAACUUUUCACAUUCGAAUUUUUAUAUAAAAACCAAAAAUUAGUACAUAUUAAAUUUAUGUUUAUUUA